AUGAAGCCUCCUCUACGAAUAGCCGUCCUUGAGGCUGACACACCCCCUGAUGAUAUUGUCGCAAGAUACGGAAAAUAUGGCCAGCUCUUCCGCACGCUGCUCGAGACGGCAGCAGACGAGCUAGGCGAACCAGGUUUCUCAAAAGAUAGCUUAGAGUUGAGCGGGUAUGAUGUAGUGACGGAGCAAAAGUAUCCUGAAAUUGAUAGCGUGGAUGCGGUCUUGAUCAGUGGAUCCAAGCACAAUUCAUUCGACAACGACCCCUGGAUCUUGAAACUUGUCGAGUUCACCGAGAAGCUGCUCAAACAGGAUCGCAUUCGCGUCAUUGGCGUGUGUUUUGGCCAUCAGAUCAUUGGACGGGCCGCAGGAGUCAAGGUCGGACGAAUGGAGGGAAAUAUGGAGGUCUCGGUAUUACCUGUCGAGUUGACUGAGAAGGGCAAGGAAAUUUUCAAGCAAGACACUCUUAGCAUCCAUCAAAUGCACCGGGAUGUUGUCUUCGAAUGCCCUGAAGGCACCGAGGUCCUUGGCGGGUCUCCUAGAUGUCUCGUUCAAGGCAUGUACAAGAAAGGGAGACUCAUCUCUGUCCAAGGACACCCCGAGUUCAACGAGGCUAUCGUAAGCUAUCUGGUCAUCAUGCGCACCAAGCAAGGCAUCUUCAAUACGGAGGAGGCUAAGGAUGCAUUGGAUAGGGUCGGGAAUCACCACGAUGGUGUUGCAGUUGCGAAGGCAUUCCUCAGAUUCUUGCUUGAAGACUAA
Messenger RNA from Didymosphaeria variabile, 753 nucleotides. RefSeq lists its product as uncharacterized. The coding region runs from base 1 to 753 and encodes 250 amino acids. The record is from RefSeq and is a predicted model, not a curated record. Gene Ontology annotation, cellular component: nucleus; cytosol. The transcript is spliced from 3 exons. NCBI's taxonomy places the organism in Eukaryota, Fungi, Ascomycota, Dothideomycetes, Pleosporales, Didymosphaeriaceae.